This is a messenger RNA of Aspergillus aculeatus ATCC 16872, 558 nucleotides long. Its product is annotated as holo-ACP synthase. Gene Ontology annotation, molecular function: magnesium ion binding; holo-[acyl-carrier-protein] synthase activity. The coding region runs from base 1 to 558 and encodes 185 amino acids. Gene Ontology annotation, biological process: fatty acid biosynthetic process. Lineage: Eukaryota; Fungi; Ascomycota; Eurotiomycetes; Eurotiales; Aspergillaceae. The record is from RefSeq and is a predicted model, not a curated record. The transcript has a single exon.
AUGAAACCCCCGACCCCCUUUCCCCUCGCCCUCAACAUCGGCACCGACAUCGUCCACCUCCCCCGCAUCGCCCGCCUCCUCACCCGCCAGAACGGCACCUACCUCGCCCGCUUCACCCGCCGCAUCCUCCACCCCCGCGAACAAGCCGACUUCCGUGCGCGCUUUCAGCUGUCCCCCUCCCUUGUACCUCUACACAAUUCCCAACCCCAAGCGAAACCCCAAUCCCAAUCCCAAGUGCAGCCCAAACUCCAACCCCAUCCUUCAUCUUCGCAACCCCCCGUGACGAUUACCCCAGACAUGACCCGCUGGCUCGCGGGGCGGUUCGCCGCCAAGGAGGCCGCGCGAAAGGCGGCGCCGCGGGGCGCCGCGCAGCUCGGGUGGAAGGAGGUGGUUGUGCAGGUGAGUGAGGUCGAUGAGGGGCGGCCGGAGGUGGUGUUUUUGGAUGGGUUGGAGGGCGAUGGGGAUGGGCAGAAAGGUGGGGGUGGUGGCAGGGUGGGCAAGUUGUCGAUUUCGCAUGAUGGGGAGUAUGUGGUUGCGAUGGUUUUGGCGGCGGGGUGA